UUCAAGUGGCGCAUAAUAACAAUUGCAAUCCACACACCAGAGACCGUUUAAAAGGGUCAGUACAGCACCAUGUACGCCGUUUCGUACGUACGUUGUGUUGCAUGUAAAUCAAGUAUUUAGGUGUUAAAAAAAUCGAAUAAAAUUAAAUAUAGCAACAAAGUGAAGCAGUUGAUUACAUACACGUUGAACAGUAACUUAUUAAGUAAAAUGACAAUCGUCAGCUUAUUGAAACGACUACCAGAAGUGAACAGAUUUCAUGGGAUUAGGCAUUUAAGUACAAAGCCAAAGUUUGGUCUACUCUUUGACAUUGAUGGGGUCAUAGUUCGCGGUAAAACGGUUCUGCCUCCCGUGCCAAAAGCCUUUGACCGUCUAAGAGAUUCAGAUGGCAAAUUCCGAGUGCCGACGGUAUUUGUUACAAACAGCGGGAACGCACUGCGCAGUCAGAAAGCGAAAGACUUGUCCAAAUGGAUUGGUUACCAAGUGAAAGAGGAGCAGGUGGUGAUGGCACACUCGCCGUUGCAGAUGUUUAAACAAUUUCAUGAAAAACAAUUUUUAAUAUCAGGUCAAGGUCCAGUCAAAGAUAUAGCCAAUGAACUAGGAUUCAAGAAAACAGUAACGAUCGACGAGCUUGCCAAGAACUUUCCUUCGCUAGAUUACGUAGACUUGUCCAAAAGAAAUCCACGCUGCGGUCCGAUAGAUCCAGACUUUCCGAGAAUAGAGGGUAUCGUCAUGUUCGGAGAGCCUAAGGCUUGGGAAACUUCUUUACAAUUGAUGGUAGACCUUUUGCUGACCGACGGAAUGCCCGUUGCUUCACCUCCGGCCGUUCCUCAUCCACAUAUCCCAAUACUGGCCUGCAAUAUGGAUCUUCUGUGGGUGGCGGAGGCUCCGAUACCGAGAUACGGUCACGGUGCCUUUUUAUUAUGUCUUGAAAAUCUGUACAAAAAAGUUACCGGUAAAAAUAUGGUCUAUACCGCGCUAGUUGGCAAGCCGAGCGAAGUAACUUACCACCACGCCAAUCGCAUGAUACUAAAUCAUGCCAAAAGUAUCGGAAUCAAUCACAACAUUGAAACGAUAUACGCCGUCGGCGACAACAUAAACACGGAUGUUUUUGGGGCGAAUUUAUACGACAAGUACCUGGCUCGUUAUGCAAAUGGAAAAGGCAGUAAGUCGCGUAGCAUGGAGAAGCUGAUAGGCAACAACGGUCUGAAGCGUUGUGCUAAAGCUUGUAUAAGUAUUCUUGUCGAAACCGGAGUACACAAACGAGAUUCCGAGUUUAUAUCCGAACACAGUCCCAGAGAUUUUUUACCGGUCGAAGAUGCGCUGUGCAAACCUGCGUUCAUAGUUAACGACGUAGAGUGCGCGAUCGACUUGGCCUUCAAAGAAGAAAAGUUUGAUUGAUCUGGUGGUUAAAAUUUUAGCGUCUAAUUUCCAGAGACUUUGCAAAUUUCGACGGAGAAAAUUUUGCCUGCGAUCCAACGGAGUGCACAAUUACGAUUUUGGUAGUAACCGGAAUUUAGGAUUUGAAAUGUUGCAUGAUUCUUUGAUACGAAUCAAUUGAGUCAUGUAAAUACUGUCAUAAAUAUUAGGUGCGAGGCACGAAGCUUCAAUAUGCAUGGCAUUCGCAUUGUUGGCAAUACUAUCUAAAAAUUACUGGAAUAACAUUCAAAUUAGAGAUAGAAAUUAUUGUUCAAAUCAUUGUUUACUUGGAAGCCUUGUUUUAACAUAAAAUAUGUCUAAGACAGUUUUAUUUUGGCCAGACUUUUUCAUCAGUUUAUGCUAGAUUCGCAAGGAUCUUACGUUAUGUGCGAAAUCAACCCUAAUUUGUUACUCAUUUUUUUUUCUCAAAUUUCAGGUCUAUCGAAUGCAUGCAUAACUUGUAUCGGCGUUAUGUUAUAUAUAAAUGUUAUACGUACACUUGUACAAUGUGUACAUAAAUGAAACUUAGUCAAAGCAUAAUAGUACGUUCCUAGAUUUAAUUUUAGUAAAGAAUUUUGAUAUGAUAAAUUGGAGUAAAAGCGAGCGACGGUUUACAAAUUAAACAUUA
Diprion similis is the source of this 2044-nucleotide messenger RNA. RefSeq names its product haloacid dehalogenase-like hydrolase domain-containing 5. Bases 208 to 1398 code for a protein of 396 amino acids. Gene Ontology annotation, biological process: glycerophospholipid biosynthetic process. The transcript is spliced from 3 exons. Gene Ontology annotation, cellular component: mitochondrion. The record is from RefSeq and is a predicted model, not a curated record. Lineage: Eukaryota; Metazoa; Arthropoda; Insecta; Hymenoptera; Diprionidae.